Molecule: messenger RNA, 2281 nt
Organism: Dendrobium catenatum
Lineage: Eukaryota; Viridiplantae; Streptophyta; Magnoliopsida; Asparagales; Orchidaceae
Product: acyl-CoA-binding domain-containing protein 4
Exons: 16
Coding region: 393-1952 (519 amino acids)
Molecular function (GO): protein binding
Source: RefSeq, a predicted model, not a curated record
AGUCACUCGAAUUCUGAGUCCUGACCCAACUUCCCUUCUCUCUCUCUCUCUACAUAUCACUCUCUUCUUUCUGUCUCUGUUCGCUCGCCCUGGUCCCUCCUCGACUCAUUCGUGAGCGGGAGAGGCAGAACAGAUCAAAGAGAAUCUUCAUCACCACGCCGAUCUCUCUCGUUGGACGAUCGGAAAAUUGGCCAUCUCACUUUCGUCCUGCUUACCUGAGGCUGAGAUCUACAAGGAAACGGUUGUAGAUGGACGGAAGACAUGUAACAAAUGGGUUAAGGCCGCAAGUGCAUCUUCUUAAUUGAGCAUUUACUUGCACGUUAUUAUGCUGCAGAUCAUGAAUAAAUGUCUGUAGCCUUCUAAAGCCUUAGGUCAUUUCAAAGCAAAUCCAUAUGCACGAUCCUUCAUUGGCUGGUGGAGGAGAUAAGAUGGUCAAUGGGCAUUAUAAUUUGAAUGUUCUUCUGUCAGAAAUCCAUAAUGAUAAUUGGACGUUACUACAUUCUUCAGGCAGGAAACCUUUAGCUCGUUAUAAGCAUGCAAUUGCAGUUGCUCAGGAAAAGCUUUUCGUCAUUGGCGGAAGCUGCAAUGGUCGAUAUUUUUCAGACGUGCAGGUUUUUGAUCUUAGAUCGUUGACAUGGUCCGUGUUAAAUCCAAGGAUUGAAAUAGAAAAUCUCGGUUUAGAAAAUUCUACCUCAAAAGUGGCCUUCCCAGCAAUUUCUGGCCAUAGUCUGGUUGAAUGGGAAAACAAGCUUCUAGUUGUCGCAGGACAUUCAAAGGAAAAAACAGAUUCUGUGAUAGUUUGGUCAGUUGAUCUAAAAACAUUGGUGUUCUCGAUCUUGAAGACCCAAGGAAAAAUUCCGGUGGCACGAGGGGGUCAAUCUGUUACAAUUGUGGGUUCAAAACUGAUAAUGUUUGGGGGGGAAGGCAGAAAUAGACAGUUGCUAAAUGACCUCCAUAUUCUUGAUUUGAUUACUAUGACUUGGGAUGAAGUGGAAACUAAGAAUGCUCCUCCGUCACCACGAUUUGAUCAUACAGCUACAGAGCAUGCUGGACGGUACUUGUUUAUCUUUGGUGGCUCCACUCAAUCAUCAUGUUUCUGUGAUCUUCAUGUGCUGGACUUGCAGAACAUGGAGUGGUCUCAACCUGACGUGCAAGGUGUUGCUGUGACACCUCGAGGUGGUCAUGCUGGUGCAGCUGUUGGUGAUAUGUGGUACCUAGUUGGUGGUGGAAACACUAUAAGCGGUGCCACUGAAACUAUUGUUUUGAACAUGUCCAAACUUGUCUGGUCAGUAGCUACGGUCGUUCCCUCACAAGAUCCACUUGCCAGUGAGGGCCUUAGCCUUUCUGCAAUGUCCAUUGACGGGGAAAGCCUUCUGAUUGCCUUCGGUGGCUACAACGGCAAGUACAGCAAUGAGCUUUUCGUUUUAAAACCCAAGCCAAGAGUACCAACAAAACCCAAACUCUACCAGUCACCAGCUGCCGCAGCCGCAGCAGCUUCAGUUACAGCUGCUUAUGCUUUAGUAACAUCAACUGGCACAAAGGACAUCGAUCCUGUUGACGAAAACCUUAAGAGUGAGCAAGCUAAAAGACAACCAGAGGUCGAGUCGUUUGCGACUGAGGUGCUGACAGUAGAGAAGAAGAAUCUAGAGUCUAAGCUCGCUGAAGUAAGACGAGAAAAUGCAAAGGUUGAAGGAAAUCUUGAAGAUGCUAGAAAUCGUCAGUCUUUAUUGUCUAUGGAACUCAAGGCUGUUGCAUCACAACUAGAAGCUGAAAGAUCAAGAUGCUUCAAACUAGAGAUACAAAUUUCAGAUAUUCAGAAGAGAUUAGAUUCAGUAGGUUCUCUAGAGCGAGAGCUGGAGAUCCUACGGCAGGAGAGAUCACAAGUCGAGCAAAAUACGGCUGGAGUGCAGCGGCAAGGUUCUGGUGGUCUUUUGCGCUGGAUGACCGGUUAAACGCAUAUGCAGAGAAGGCCUGAUGAGCACACAGCAAAAGUUGAAAGUGUGCUUACUUGGUGGGCUAACGAGGUUUGCCCGCACCCUUUUGUGUUCCAUGCAAUUACUCUAAUUCAUAUUUAGUGAGUCUUUUUUUGCUAUUGUUUAAGACUCCGUUAUUGUGAGAGUUAUUUGUGAGCAUUGUUUUGUUAAUAUUUUCAUUUUGGAAUUCGGUUAUCUUGUUUUGUUCAAGCUAUUAAGCAUGUUAUUGAGCUUAUAAAAAUUUCAAAAAAAUGUUUUCUAGGACGUAUUAUUGAACUUUAAAGAAAAAUUUUGAGCAAUAUUUGCUA